AUGACCGUCCUCCAGCGCUUCCUCGCGUGCGUUCAGCUGCUCUGUGUUUGCCGUCUGGAUUGGGCCAAUGGAUAUUACAGACAACAGAGAAAACUCGUUGAAGAGAUUGGUUGGUCCUAUACAGGAGCACUGAAUCAAAAAAAUUGGGGAAAGAAAUAUCCAAUGUGCAACAGCCCUAAACAAUCUCCUAUCAAUAUUGAUGAAGAUCUUACACAAGUAAAUGUGAAUCUUAAAAAGCUUAAAUUUCAGGGUUGGGAUAAAAUGUCUUUGGAAAACACAUUCAUUCAUAACACUGGAAAAACAGUGGAAGUUAAUCUCACAAAUGACUACCACCUCAGUGGGGGAGUUUCUGACACAGUGUUCAAAGCCAGUAAGAUAACAUUUCACUGGGGGAAAUGCAACGCGUCAUCGGAUGGAUCUGAACAUAGUCUAGAAGGACAGAAAUUUCCACUUGAGAUGCAGAUCUACUGCUUUGAUGCGGGCCGAUUUUCCAGUUUUGAGGAAGCAGUUAAAGGAAGAGGGAAAUUAAGAGCUUUGUCCAUUUUAUUUGAGGUUGGAAUGGAAGAUAACCUUGAGUACAAGACGAUUAUUGACGGAGUCGAGAAUGUCAGUCGCUUUGGAAAGCAGGCUGUCUUAGAUCCCUUCAUACUGCUGAAUCUUCUGCCAAACUCAACGGAGAAGUAUUACAGCUACAAUGGUUCCCUGACAUCACCUCCCUGCACAGACACUGUUGAGUGGAUUGUUUUUAAAGAGACAGUGAGCAUCUCAGAAAGCCAGCUGGCUGUGUUCUGUGAAGUUCUUACAAUGCAGCAGUCUGGGUAUGUCAUGUUGAUGGACUACUUGCAAAACAAUUUCCGAGAGCAGCAGUAUAAGUUUUCCAGGCAGGUGUUCUCCUCAUAUACUGGAAAGGAAGAGAUCCAUGAAGCAGUUUGCAGUUCAGAACCAGAAAAUGUGCAGGCUGACCCGGAGAACUACACCAGCCUUCUUGUGACCUGGGAACGACCCCGAGUCGUUUACGACGCCAUGAUCGAGAAGUUUGCAGUGCUCUAUCAGCCGCUGGAAGGAGAUCAGACCAAGCAUGAGGUUUUGACAGAUGGCUAUCAAGACUUGGGUGCUAUUAUCAAUAAUUUACUUCCCAAUAUGAGUUACGUUCUUCAGAUAGUAGCCAUAUGCACUAACGGCUUAUAUGGAAAAUACAGCGACCAGCUGGUUGUGGAUAUGCCUGCUGCCGACGCUGAACUUGAUCUUUUCCCUGAAUUAAUUGGAACCGAAGAGAUAAUCAAGGAAGAAGAAGAUGGAGAAGGAUUUAUUGUGAAUCCUGGUAGAGAUAGUGCAACAAACCAGAUAAGGAAAAAGGAACCCCACGUUUCAACCACAACCCACUACAAUUACAUUGGGACUAAAUCCAAUGAGGCCAAGACUAACCGGUCCCCAACAAGAGGAAGUGAAGCACCUGGAAAGACCGAUAUUCCCAACACGUCUUUAGACUUGACCUCCCAUUCAGAGACCGAAUUAGAAAAGGACAUUUUCUUGACUUCUGAGACUGUGACCAAGCUACCACCCCAAACUGUGGAAGGCACUUUGACUUCUUUAAAUGAUGGUUCUAAAACUGUUGCCAAGUAUCCACAAAUGAACUUGACUGCAACAGCAGAGUCUUCACAUACAGUUUAUGUAACAGAGUAUCCGGAGGUGUCAACCGAUAUUGGCGAGGAAGAGGGUUUACUGACCAGUUUCAAGCAUGAUACUGGAUCCGAUGAUUCUUCAGGCUCCAGUCCUGCAACUUCUGCCAUGCCAUUUGUCUCAGAAAAUAUAUCCCAUGUAUACGUAUUUUCUUCAGAAAACCCAGAGGGAAUCCCAUAUGAUCUCCUUAUACCAGAGUCCACAAGAAAAGCUUCAGAAGAUUCAGUUUCAUCAGGCUCAGAAGAGUCAUUGAAAGAUCUCUCUGUUGAUGGAAAUGAGUGGCUUCCCAGCUCAACAGAUGUGGCCACGCAGCCCGAUAUUGGAUCCGGUAGAGAACAUUUUCCCCAGAAUAAUUACACUGCGAUACACAUCGAUGAACCUGAGACGGCAACAGAGCCCUUUUCUCUGGGACCAGUAGCACCUCGGGGUCCCUCAGUCACAGAUGUGGAAAUGCCAGCUUAUUCUACUUUUGCCUACUUUGCAACAGAGACCACACCUCAUGCUUUUACUCCAUCCUCUGAACAACACGAUUCAGUCCCCACUGUGCAUGUGGUACACUCGCAGACAACUGAACCAGUAUCCAAUGGUGAGACACCUCUUCAACCUUCCUACAGUAGUGAAGUCUUUCCUCUAGCCACCCCUUUGUUGCUUGACAAUCAGAUCCUCAAUACUACCCCUGCUGCUUCAAGUAGUGAUUCGGCCUUGCAUGCUACACCCGUAUUUCCCAGUGUCGAUGUGUCAUUUGAACCCAUCCUGUCUUCCUAUGACGGUGCACCUUUGCUUCCAUUUUCCUCUGCUUCCUUCAGUAGCGAACGGUUCCGCCAUUUGCAUACAGUUUCUCAAACCCUUCCGCAAGUUCCUUCAGCUGCUGCCAGUGAUCAGGUGCCUUUGCAUGCUUCUCUGCCGCUGGCUGUGGGUGAUUUGCUGUUAGAGCCCAGCCUUGCUCAGUACUCUGAUGUGGGGUCACAUCAGACCACUGCUCACGCUGCUUCGGAGACCUUGGAAUCGGGUAGUGAAUCUGGGGUGCCUUAUAAAACGCGCGUGUUUUCUCAAGCUGAACCGUCCAGCAGCGAUAUCAUGAUGCAUGAACCUUCUGCUUUCUCUCAUCACGAGGUUUCCCAACACUUCAGUGGGUCGCACAGUUCUGCAAUUCCCGUGCAUGGUCCUUUUGAUGUAUCUGAUCAGGGUUUUUUGUCGAGCAGCCCUAGCCGUCUGUCAAUACCUAAAUCUUCAAUCACCCCGACUGCAUCAAUACUGCAGCCUACUCAUGCCCUAUCUGGUGACGGGGAGUGGUCUGGAACCUUCUCUGAUAGCGAAUCUCCUUUACCUGACACAGAUGGGCUCACAGCCCUUAAUAUUUCUUCACCUGUUUCUCUAGCUGAAUUUACAUAUUCAACAUCUUUGGUGGGUGAUGACAAUAAGCCUCUUUCUAAAAGUGAAAUAAUAUAUGGAAAUGAGACUGAACUGCAGGAUUCUUCUUUCAGUGACAUGAUUUACCAUUCUAAAAAGACAGCUGUGCCAGAAAUCUCUAUUUUCACGUCUAGCACAGAAGGCAUGCUGCCAGGGUCCCAUGCUUAUACCACCACUAAAGCUUUAGAGCAGGAGAUUAUUCAAGUUCAAUCUACACUUGCUGUAUCUCCAGAAGUUGAUGACACUUCACUUAGACUUGUGCUUAGUGCAAAAUCAGAGCCAGCCUCCUCUGACCCUGCCUCUAGAGACGUGUUACCUCCUUCAACUCAGUUUCUAGUUUAUGAGACCUCAGCUUCUUUUAAUCCUGAAGUAUUGCUGCAACCUUCCUUUCAGGCUUCUGCUGUUGACACCAUACUUAAAAUCGCCCCUCCAACUGUGUCCAGUGAACCAAUACGGGUUGAAUUCCCCGAGGUUGAUAAAAUUGGUUCUACAGUGUUACACCCCAUGGCAUCAGAUUCUGCUUCAAGUGAAAGCAUGUUACACUCCACCUCUGUACCAGUUUUUGAUUUGUCACCUACAUCUCAUAUGUACUCUGCUUCACUUCAAGGCUUAACUGUUUCUUAUGCAAAUGAGAAAUUCUCUCAGCCAGUUUUACUUACAAGUGAAAGUUCCCAACAAAUAAUAUCCUCUUUAUACAGCAAGUACGAGUUGUUGCAAACUACCAAUUUGGAGAGUAACCAGGCCUUUCCCCCAGAGGGAAGCCUUACAUUUGCUGCUACUGUUUUACCAAUGGAUGAGCCUCCAAAUACACUCACAACUAAAUUGGUGUAUCCUGAAGAAGCUUUCAUCUCCACCACAAGCUCAGUUACUGACAGGGUGUCUGUUAGUCUUCCAACAAUGGCUUCUAGCUCACUUGUAUCUAAUGAUCAUUCUCUUCCCUUAGGAAAUGGGCAUGUUUCCACUACAGCUGUUUCUCGCAGUCAAGAAGGUUCUGUAGGUGCAACUGAGUGGCUGUUUCCUUCUAAAGCAACUGUAGGGCAGACUGCCACUGCUAGAGCUGUUGUUGAUUUGGUGGGUGGAGAUGAGGGUGGUGACAUUGAUGACGAGUAUGGUGACGAUGAUGAAUAUGAUGACAAAGAUAUUGAUGGCUUCUCCAUAAAUAAGUGUAUGUCAUGUUCAACCUAUAGAGAAUCGCAGGAAAAGGUCAUGAAUGAAUCAGAUGCCCAGGAGAACAGCCCUUUGGACCAGAAUAACCAACAAUCAUACUUGCAACCUCCAACUUCUGAAAAAGAAAAUAAAGUCAUGGGGGGAGCCACAGACAGUCAAACUGCUAUGGACAGAAGGCCUGUUAAAUCACUAUCCACAGAUGUGCUGCCUGGAAAGCACAGUGGGAAACACGACUCACACGCUCAGACUGGUAGAACCCUGCUUCCUCUGACUCCAGGAUCUAAAACAUGGGCAGUUGUGUCAAGUGAUGAAGAGAGUGGAUCAGGGCAAGGGGCCUCAGAUAGUUUUAGUGAUAAUGAGACUUCCACAGAUUUCAGUUUUCCAGAUGCUAAUGAAAAAGAAACGGAUGGGGUCCCGGAAGCAGGUGACUCAGAACUAGCUCUGGAAUCUCCACAGCCCUCAGCACCAUCUGUUACUAGCAGGCACUCAGAGGUGUUCAACAUUUCAGAGGCAGAGGCCAGUAAUAGUAGCCAUGAGUCUCGCAUUGGUCUAGCUGAAGGGCUGGAUCCUGAGAAGAAGGCGGUCCUGCCCCUUGUGGUCGUGUCAGCCCUGACCUUUCUCUGUCUAGUGGCUCUUGUGGGUAUUCUCAUCUACUGGAGGAAAUGCUUCCAAACUGCACACUUUUAUUUAGAGGAUAGUGCAUCUCCUCGAGUAAUAUCUACACCUCCAACACCUAUCUUCCCAAUUUCAGAUGAUGUUGGAGCAAUUCCAAUUAAGCACUUCCCAAAACAUGUUGCAGACUUGCGUGCAAGUAAUGGGUUUACUGAAGAAUUUGAGACACUGAAAGAGUUUUACCAGGAAGUGCAGAGCUGUACUGCUGACUUAGGUAUCACAGCAGACAGCUCCAACCACCCAGACAACAAGCACAAGAACCGCUACGUCAACAUUGUUGCCUAUGAUCAUAGCAGGGUUAAGCUUGCACAACUUGCUGAAAAAGAUGGCAAACUGACUGAUUACAUCAAUGCCAAUUAUGUUGAUGGUUACAAUAGACCAAAAGCCUACAUCGCUGCCCAAGGCCCGCUGAAGUCCACGGCUGAAGAUUUCUGGAGAAUGAUAUGGGAACACAACGUGGAAGUGAUCGUCAUGAUAACCAACCUCGUGGAGAAGGGAAGGAGGAAGUGUGACCAAUACUGGCCUACUGAUGGUAGUGAAGAAUAUGGGAACUUUCUAGUCAAUCAGAAGAGUGUUCAAGUGCUUGCCUAUUACACUGUGAGGAAUUUUACCCUAAGGAACACAAAGAUUAAAAAGGGCUCCCAGAAAGGAAGACCCAGUGGGCGUGUGGUCACACAAUAUCACUACACUCAGUGGCCUGACAUGGGGGUACCAGAGUACUCACUGCCUGUGCUGACCUUUGUGAGAAAAGCAGCUCAUGCCAAGCGCCAUGCAGUGGGGCCUGUUGUUGUCCAUUGCAGUGCUGGAGUUGGAAGAACAGGCACCUAUAUUGUGCUAGACAGUAUGUUGCAACAGAUUCAACAUGAAGGAACUGUCAACAUAUUUGGCUUCUUAAAACAUAUUCGAUCACAGAGAAAUUAUUUGGUGCAAACAGAGGAACAGUAUGUCUUCAUUCACGAUACGCUGGUGGAGGCCAUCCUGAGUAAAGAAACGGAGGUCCCCGACAGCCACAUUCACGCCUAUGUGAACGCACUCCUCAUUCCAGGACCCACAGGCAGAACAAAACUAGAGAAACAAUUCCAGCUCCUGAGUCAAUCGAAUAUACAGCAGAGUGAUUAUUCUACAGCCCUAAAGCAGUGCAACCGAGAAAAGAACAGAACUUCUUCCAUCAUCCCUGUGGAAAGAUCAAGGGUUGGCAUUUCCUCCCUGAGUGGAGAGGGCACAGAUUACAUCAACGCCUCUUACGUCAUGGGUUAUUAUCAGAGCAAUGAAUUCAUCAUCACUCAACAUCCCCUCCUCCACACUAUCAAGGAUUUCUGGAGAAUGAUAUGGGACCAUAAUGCCCAGCUGGUGGUCAUGAUUCCUGAUGGUCAAAAUAUGGCAGAAGAUGAAUUUGUUUAUUGGCCAAAUAAAGAUGAACCUAUAAAUUGUGAGAGCUUUAAAGUCUCUCUAAUGGCUGAAGAACACAAAUGCCUGUCUAAUGAGGAAAAACUCAUCAUUCAAGACUUCAUCUUAGAAGCUACACAGGAUGAUUAUGUACUUGAAGUGAGGCAUUUUCAGUGUCCCAAAUGGCCAAAUCCAGAUAGUCCAAUCAGUAAAACAUUUGAACUUAUAAGCAUUAUCAAAGAAGAAGCUGCCAACAGGGAUGGACCCAUGAUUGUUCACGAUGAGCAUGGAGGUGUGACAGCAGGAACUUUCUGUGCCCUGACAACACUCAUGCAUCAACUAGAAAAAGAGAGUUCCGUGGAUGUUUACCAGGUGGCCAAGAUGAUCAAUUUGAUGAGGCCAGGAGUCUUUGCCGACGUUGAGCAGUAUCAGUUUCUCUAUAAAGUGGUCCUCAGCCUGGUGAGCACAAGGCAGGAAGAGAACCCCUCCACCUCUUUGGACAGCAAUGGCACAGCACUGCCCGAUGGCAACAUAGCUGAGAGCUUGGAGUCUUUAGUGUAAUCCAGAAGAGGAAGAGAGGAUCCUACAUCUGAGAAAUGCUUCCCCCUUUCCACAAUCAGACAGGAAACUCAAUCCAGCUGUGUUAUCUGUUUACAUCUCAUCACCUGACAGUAACUUUCGUGACAUAGAAAUCUGCCAAAUUUACAUCAUUAACAAUGUGUGCCUUUUUGAAAGACUUCUUGUAAUUCACUUAUUAUGUCUGAACUAAAGUGAUUGAAUUUUACAGUAUUUCUAAGACUGCAAUUAUGGUAUUUUUUCCAUAUUGAUUUUAACAGAAAUUUCAAUUUAUAGAUAUUAGAAAUUCCCAACUACAAAAAAAAAUGUGUUUUUAGUGUCAACUUUUUAGCUGUAAUUGUAGCACUCAUCAGAUUUGCUAGAAAUAUAACUUUUAAUAUAGUACACUGUAAAUAAGCAUUCUGUUCCCUGUGAUAUUCAACACUUGACAACUGCAGUAUUCACCUAAAGCAGAAAUCAUCUGAUACUUACUGUAAAUACUGCACUAAUGUCUCCAUGGACCAAAUUUAUAUUUAUAAUUGUAGAUUCUUAUAUUUUACUACUGAGUUAGUUUCCUAGUUCUGUGUAACUAUUACUUUAACAAUGUAGGUCACUCAACAGGUCUUUUCAAACUGUGUUAUGUUAUGUGACUUGAUUAACUCCAUUUCAGCAUGUAAUUCUAACUUUCGUGACAAAUAGAAUUACAUAUGUUUUGUGAUGUUUUUAUGAGAAUAACACCUUACCAAACAUUCUUUAAAUGAUUUUUAUCCAAGGAAUUGAAUAAAUAUAAAUAU
Ochotona curzoniae (black-lipped pika) is the source of this 7664-nucleotide messenger RNA. It is a transcript of the gene PTPRZ1, whose product is annotated as protein tyrosine phosphatase receptor type Z1. The record is from RefSeq and is a predicted model, not a curated record. The coding region runs from base 1 to 6876 and encodes 2291 amino acids. Lineage: Eukaryota; Metazoa; Chordata; Mammalia; Lagomorpha; Ochotonidae. The transcript is spliced from 30 exons. Gene Ontology annotation, molecular function: protein binding; protein tyrosine phosphatase activity. Gene Ontology annotation, biological process: peptidyl-tyrosine dephosphorylation.